AAGCGUAAAGCAGCUCAUCCUUAUCCCCAGAAGGCACCAAAAAAUGUUUUAGUACCAUUGCAAGCCUCUAUGGGUUACCCUUCUUCAAUGAAUUCCCUUCCACCUGGAUAUCCAUCAUGGGAUGACACUUCUGUACUCUUAAAUUCUCCAUCUGGUGGAGCUAUGCCAUCACAUGAUGAAUACCAUCUUCAAAGAAUUCAGGCUGAUAUUGGAUCAAAGGGAGCUACAUUGAUUAGUAACAGCAGCAUCAGUGGCAUUAGAAGUUUCAGCAGAACAGCGCCGAGUUCUGAACAACCAGAGCAGAGCAAACUAGGUUCUGUUCCUCAUGGCAUACCCGACUUUGCAGAAGUCUAUAGCUUUAUUGGGAGUGUCUUUGACCCAGACACUAAAGGUCAUGUA
Nicotiana tabacum (common tobacco) is the source of this 399-nucleotide messenger RNA. NCBI's taxonomy places the organism in Eukaryota, Viridiplantae, Streptophyta, Magnoliopsida, Solanales, Solanaceae. The record is from RefSeq and is a predicted model, not a curated record.